Lolium perenne is the source of this 2060-nucleotide messenger RNA. RefSeq lists its product as uncharacterized. Lineage: Eukaryota; Viridiplantae; Streptophyta; Magnoliopsida; Poales; Poaceae. The record is from RefSeq and is a predicted model, not a curated record.
CCAUUGAAAAGAAAACCCCAACCCAGCUUCGAGCCCUAAUCCCCAACCUCCUCCCACGCCAUGUCCACUCCUCGCGAAAUCCACCGUCCGCCCGGUGGCCCUGGGGAUUGCGAGGCGGCGGUGAUCUUUGCUCAUAACGGGGCAUCUAGAUCCGAAAUCACCGGCGAACUACUCGACGCAGCCGAUGCCUCCGUACGCGGUCAGCCACGGUGCGAGGAGGAGCGGCAUGCUCGAGGCACUGCUGAGCUUGCAUCUGCGCAACCGCUGCAAGAACAGGGGCCCUCCUUCACUGCCACUUCCUCGUCCUCCCUGCAUCCGGAGACAGUCGCUCAUGGCAUUACUGAUGUAUCGCCAACAUCAAGGCACUCUUCUACUGGGUCAACCUUCUGGGCCUGGCUAAGACAAGAUUGGGGCUUGAAAUUUUUCAUCAGGGUUGAUACCGAGGGAUCUUUCCAUACAUACCCCCCUGUGGGUGGGCCAUUUCAGAGCUUGCAGGAAGCUGAGGGUGCUAUCGAUCGCCAUCUUCAGAGCCGCCGGGUUCAAAAAAUGUGCAUGGAACAAGCUGGGGUUUCUCGAGUGGAGAUGGCUAUACGAACAUGUCUUUACUGGCCUGAUGGCACUAGGAAGAAGUGUUCCCAAUCGCAAGCAAUUGAGAGGUGCCAUGAGGAAAGGCGACUAUUUGCUCAAGUUUUAGUGGACAAUUAUAAUAAGGAUCACAAUCUUGGGGAUAAUGCGUAUGAACUAAAAGAUAUUGUGCAUUACAAAUUAAUUGUUGAGAACUACCAAAGGUUGUACUAUCAUUUCAAUUUCAUUGCGAAGACUAGAGGAGCUGAAGAUUGUGGCGUGGACAAUCUAUUCUUUGCUGAGGUCAUGAGCAUGCGACAAGGAGAACAUGAAGAUUUAGUGGUUAGCUGUUUCUGCAUGGUUACGUCCAGCGAUAAUGGUCACUGCUAUGGUUGCUUGAGUGAUGGCGUUGUUGAUAUGAAGCACCCCAACGAAGCUAGUGCGUUCAUUGGUGGUCACUUGGAUACUCAUAUGCCAUUGACGCGUAGUUUCAGAGAGUGGAGCGAUGAAGAUGAAGAAGUUGAAGAGGCUAGGAUAAGACAUAUGUACAAGGGCCAAGAAAAAUCAGGUUUUGUGAAGAAACUAUUGAGCAAGCUCCCUCCAGAUGUGAGACGAAGAUGCAUAAAAAAAAAAAGCUUAAGAGCAGUGAAAUGAAGGUGCCAUAAGAGUAAAAGAACAACGAGGGUAGGGUGAUGGAGUGAAACCCCUUGCACUUUCUUAUGACGGCCCAGUCAUUGCGAGAAAUCGUUUGGUUUGGGGAUGAUGGGAGAUUGGCAGUCGUGAGGAUGAAGAUGAGGAUGAGGCGGAGACGGGGUUGAAGAUCCAUAGAUCAGGCCUCCCAUCUACAACAAGUCGGCGAUACAUUUGUUUUACAUGCCAUCAGCUAUGCGGCCGGGAUGGAAAUCAGGACUGCACUGGCGAGGAGGGUGCCUAGAGCCAUGACCAACAUCACCUUCAACGUCCCCUCCUCCGUGACCAACUACGGCACGGAGAUUGGGAUGAAUCUGGGCGAUGAGGAUCCAGCCAACGUCUUAUACAUCUGAGAGGCCAUCGGACUGAAACUGUUCAGGCGCAAUGGGUUCCUUGCAUGAUCUAUCAAGCUACAGAAUGCACCGAAACUUCGAGUUCCAUCAAGUAGCUCAUCUGAUCAUGGAGUGGAGGCUGCUGAUCGGAGUAAUGUGGGCUAGUGAAGUGUUUCGUCACCUUGGACCAAGGGAUAUAUACGACCAUUUUCAAGCUCCAGAAGAAGGUGUUGGACUGCGGGAGGGAAGAGAUUACCUCGUCAUGGCCAACAGCGAUGGCGAUGGUGGAGAGGUGCUGAAGGCAAUGCAUGAAUUGCAUUGCAUCCAGCUACCAAGCAUGUUAAGUCACCUUGAAGACGUUUUUUUUUUUUUGCAUGGACACAUAAUUUCAGCACCGGACAGAUGCUGCACAUGAUUCCGUUCCAUCAUUGGACCAAACAAACAAAGCAGCUCACAUCAUUUUUUGUGGCCCAA